Messenger RNA from Synchytrium microbalum, 1080 nucleotides. RefSeq lists its product as uncharacterized. Lineage: Eukaryota; Fungi; Chytridiomycota; Chytridiomycetes; Synchytriales; Synchytriaceae. The transcript has 5 exons. Gene Ontology annotation, molecular function: Hsp90 protein binding. The record is from RefSeq and is a predicted model, not a curated record. The coding region runs from base 1 to 1080 and encodes 359 amino acids.
AUGACGAACGACUCGGACGAUGAGGAUGCCUUUCUCAGGGCCGUAGCCAAUGCCAACAUCUCGGGCCCCAAAGACUUAAAGUCGAAACUCGCAGAGUUGGAGCGUACUCCACUCUUUAUGACUGCUCUUCCAACCGAUGGACAGGAAAAUGUCGCAUUCGAGGCAAUGCAAGCUCUUCUUUAUGAUGGAUCUCCCGAAGAGAUCGCCACAAACUUCAAAAACCAGGGCAACGAAGCGUUCAAAGAACGUCGAUACAAGGACGCUCGUGUAUUCUACUCUCGAGGGCUGGAUCACAAGUGUGAUGACAUUGACCUCAAUACUACUUUGCUCGUCAAUCGAGCUGCUGCUCAUAUAGAGCUGGGAAACUAUCGUCAAGUUCUGUUGGAUUGUGCAGCAGCUUUAAAGCUAUCACCGAAAAACGUCAAGGCUUUUUACAGAUCAGCUCGGGCCUGUACAGCUUUAGAACGUUUUGAGGAGGCAGUAGAUUGUUGUGAGAGAGGUCUAGAGAUUGAUCCAACAAACGACGCUCUGAAACGUGAGUUGGAAGUGAUUGAGACCAAACGUGGCGAAGCAGUAAAACAUCAAGAGGCUAAGAGGGCACAACAGCUUGAAAUACAAGCUCAGGAUCAAGCCUUGUCAGAUGCCUUAAAGGCUCGAAACAUUCGCUCCAUAGAAACAGGCUCAGGCAUCCACCCAGCCGCAGAAGACCACCACAUACUCCUCGACCCAGCAACAAACACCCUCUCGAUACCAGUCCUAUUCCUCUAUCCAGAAUACUCACAAUCAGACUUUAUUGCUGCAUUCAACGAAAACGAUACAUUUGGAGAACACAUACAUACCGUGUUCGACGAUCCUCCACCGUGGGAUGCAAAGAAGGAAUAUUUGCCAGACAAGCUAGACGUGUACUUUGAAACGCGGAAUGAUGGACACCCGAAACUUGUACGGAUUGGACAUGAUAGGGUGCUCAAGGAUGUAUUCAGGCAUGAUGGGUUUAGGAUUGUGGAUGGUGUUGCAUCGUUUUUUGUGGUUGUGGGUGGUAGUAUGUUUGCUAAGCAGUUUAGGAAGCUGUAUCGUAAAUAG